Molecule: messenger RNA, 467 nt
Organism: Temnothorax curvispinosus
Lineage: Eukaryota; Metazoa; Arthropoda; Insecta; Hymenoptera; Formicidae
Exons: 2
Coding region: 1-351 (116 amino acids)
Source: RefSeq, a predicted model, not a curated record
AUGCCAAGCGUUUGCUUUGCCACGCAGACAAGAGCUAAGCUUGUUUUCGUUUGCGUCAUUCGGCCAGCGUGGGAUUUAGACGUAGGGUUUGACGUAAGAAAGAAGAAAUGCACGAAAGAGCUGAAACACUCCGGCGCUCUGCUAUAUUUUGCACGCCAUAAAACAUCGACCAGCAACCACAUCAAUCGCACUAAAAUUGUAUCAAGAGUCAUUCUGCCCGAAUUACCCAAUCGACUUCUUCAACAAGUGGUGAUGUCUUGCAAAAGGGCGAAACGGAUGGAAGUGUCAGCGCGAUUCCUGAAGCGUGCAGUGAGAAAUGAAACAAGGGAAUUAGAAAUGCAAUUUGACUAAGCUUCCAUUGAGUUUCUGGAUUAAACGAGCCGUAACCGGUUGCACAUGUCGAUCUAAUUUUCGACAACACGUGCAAGGGUUUCUCUGAGGGUGGAUCGAUUCGCACGUUAUUUCGC